Molecule: messenger RNA, 1499 nt
Organism: Stegostoma tigrinum
Lineage: Eukaryota; Metazoa; Chordata; Chondrichthyes; Orectolobiformes; Stegostomatidae
Product: potassium-transporting ATPase alpha chain 1-like
Exons: 10
Coding region: 126-1499 (457 amino acids)
Biological process (GO): sodium ion export across plasma membrane; intracellular sodium ion homeostasis; intracellular potassium ion homeostasis
Cellular component (GO): membrane
Molecular function (GO): ATP hydrolysis activity; P-type sodium:potassium-exchanging transporter activity; ATP binding
Source: RefSeq, a predicted model, not a curated record
AGACGGCGCUACUGAAAUUCACUGAGCUGACCAUCGGGAAUGUCCUGGAUUAUCGCCACCGCUUCCGGAAGGUCUGCGAGAUUCCCUUCAACUCCACCAACAAGUUCCAGCUCUCCAUCCACGAGAUGGAAGACCCCCUGGAUCUGCGAUACCUGAUGGUGAUGAAGGGAGCACCAGAGAGAAUCCUGGAACGUUGUGCCACCAUCAUGAUCAAAGGGCAGGAGUUACCCCUGGACGAGCAGUGGAAAGAAGCAUUCCAGACGGCCUACAUGGACCUCGGAGGGCUGGGAGAGAGGGUGCUAGGAUUCUGUCACAUCUAUCUGGCAGAGAAGGAGUUUCCUCGAGGCUUCACCUUUGAUACGGAUGAGAUGAAUUUCCCGACGGAUGGGCUCUGUUUUGAUGGACUCAUCUCCAUGAUCGACCCACCCAGAGCCACAGUCCCCGAUGCUGUGGUUAAAUGUAGGACGGCUGGGAUCAGGGUGAUUAUGGUGACUGGUGACCAUCCGAUCACUGCCAAGGCGAUUGCUUGUAGUGUUGGCAUCAUCUCUGAGGGCAGUGAGACUGUGGAGGACAUCGCAGCUCGCAAGAGAGUUCCCGUCGAACAAGUGGACAGACGCGAGGCCCGAGCAGCGGUUAUCAAUGGGGGCCAACUGAAGGACAUGACCUCGGACGAGCUGGUGGACAUGCUGCGCACGCACCCAGAGAUGGUGUUUGCCCGAACUUCGCCCCAGCAGAAGCUCAUCAUCGUGGAGAGCUGCCAGAAGUUGGGAUCCAUUGUGGCUGUGACGGGAGACGGGGUCAAUGAUUCUCCGGCCCUAAAGAAAGCGGAUAUUGGGAUCGCGAUGGGAAUCGCUGGAUCAGACGCAGCGAAAAAUGCAGCAGAUAUGAUCCUCCUGGACGAUAACUUCGCCUCCAUUGUAACCGGUGUAGAACAAGGGCGCCUGAUCUUCGACAACCUGAAGAAGUCCAUCGCUUACACACUGACAAAGAACAUUCCGGAACUGGCGCCGUACCUCAUCUACAUCACCAUGAGUGUGCCCCUGCCCCUCGGGUGUAUCACCAUCCUCUUCAUCGAGUUGGCAACCGACAUCUUCCCAUCAGUCUCACUUGCCUACGAGAAAGCAGAGAGUGAUAUUAUGCACAUUAAACCGAGAAACCCCCGGAAGGAUCGGCUGGUGAAUGAGCAACUUGCAGCGUAUUCCUACUUCCAGAUCGGAGUCAUCCAGUCGUUUGCAGGAUUCACUGACUAUUUUACUGUGAUGGCCCAGGAAGGCUGGUACCCGCUGCUCUGUAUCGGACUCCGUGCCCAGUGGGAGGACCAGAGCCUCAACUCGCUGGAGGACAGCUACGGGCAGGAGUGGACGUACUGGCAGCGUCGCUAUCAGCAGUACACCUGCUACACCGUCUUCUUCAUCAGCAUCGAGAUGUGUCAGAUCGCUGACUGCCUGAUUAGAAAGACCCGCCGCCUCUCAAUGUUCCAGCAGGGAGUCUUCAGGUGA